AUGGAUCUCGCCAACCUCCUCUCGGCUCCUAAGCCAUAUACUCCUGUCGACUCGAGCUACUACAAGCGUUCGGCACCUCUCUCUCCACCGGCCGAAGAGCCCAAGGUCUCUCUGCCCUCAAUCUCCUCUCUUCUCGAGGGCGCCGAUGGCCAGCACUCAGCCAAGCGCCAACGUCUCUCACCACCUCUCGGUGAACGACACAUCCGGGUCCAGCCCUACGAGCUGCCCCCAACACCACCACUGCGCCCCGGCUCCGGCCACGGCCACAGCCGCGCAUCUCCAGAAAUCACCAAGGACCACCGCUCCUCCAUCUCCAGCAAUGGUUCCAUCCACAUGACUCAACCCUACGCCUCUCCAGCCCCCAGUGUCUCAUCAUACACCUCACCCAUCGACGCUCCCCAACAAGCCCUCUACUACUCCCGCCCACCCACAACAUCAACCUUCGCCCCAUCAACACCAGCCCCCCAAAUGCCACAACAACCACUCAUCUCCCCCGUCACUCCAGCCUGGCAACACCACCACUACUUCCCCCCCUCCUCAACAACCCAAUACCAACAAAACCACGACCGCUACAUCUGCCGCACCUGCCACAAGGCCUUCUCGCGCCCCUCCUCUCUGCGCAUCCACUCCCACUCGCACACUGGCGAGAAGCCAUUCCGCUGCACCCAUGCUGGCUGCGGAAAGGCCUUCUCAGUGCGCAGUAACAUGAAGCGCCACGAGCGGGGCUGCCACUCUGGCCGUCCUGCCCCAGCACUGGUCGUUUAA
Molecule: messenger RNA, 765 nt
Organism: Penicillium salamii
Lineage: Eukaryota; Fungi; Ascomycota; Eurotiomycetes; Eurotiales; Aspergillaceae
Source: the annotation of a GenBank genome assembly